AUGGCCAAUAAUUACGACGUUGGGACUGCAGCGUGGCAGCCCGACGCAACAGAGGGCUGGGUGGCUUCGGAGGUAAAGGAGAAGAACGUCGAUGGGGACAAAGUGACCCUGAUCUUCGCUUUGGAAAAUGGGGAGGAGAAAACUGUUGAAACCACCGUCGCAGAGUUGCAGGUCGCGAACAAUCCAUCCUUGCCGCCGCUGAUGAACCCAGCAAUGCUCGAGGCUAGCGAAGAUCUCACAAAUUUGUCACAUCUGAAUGAGCCUGCUGUCUUGCAGGCCAUUAAGUUGCGAUAUUCCCAGAAAGAGAUCUAUACAUACAGCGGUAUUGUCCUUAUCGCGACGAAUCCCUUCGCUCGGGUUGACUCCCUCUACGUCCCUCAGAUGGUUCAGGUCUACGCUGGCAAGCAACGUGCCACCCAAGCUCCGCAUCUCUUCGCUAUCGCAGAAGAAGCCUUUGCAGAUAUGUUACGAGAUGGCAAAAAUCAGACUAUCGUGGUAUCCGGUGAGUCUGGAGCCGGGAAGACCGUCAGUGCGAAGUACAUCAUGAGGUACUUCGCCACGCGAGACUUCUCAGACCAGCCAGGCCGGUUCACGACAGGCCGGGCUGAAACAAUCAGUGAAACCGAGGAGCAGAUUUUGGCUACGAAUCCCGUCAUGGAAGCUUUUGGAAACGCAAAGACGACACGUAACGACAACUCUUCACGAUUCGGAAAAUAUAUCGAGAUCAUGUUUGAUGAUAAAACAAACAUCAUUGGUGCGAAGAUACGAACUUACCUGCUGGAACGCUCAAGGCUCGUUUUCCAGCCACUCAAGGAACGCAACUACCAUAUCUUCUACCAAUUGGUUGUUGGCGCAACCGAUGCUGAACGCGAAGCGCUUGGACUGGCCUCCGUGGAGGACUUUGAUUACCUAAACCAAGGAUCAACUCCUACAAUCGACGGUGUCGAUGACAAGGCGGAGUUUGAGGCUACGAAGAAAUCGCUCUCCACUAUUGGCGUUGAAGAUGAGACUCAGAGCUCCAUAUUCAAGAUCUUGGCGUCUCUGCUUCAUUUGGGAAAUGUGAAAAUAAGCGCAACACGGACUGAAUCCACACUAUCGCCAACUGAGCCGGCCCUCGUUCGCGCCUGUGAGAUGCUGGGCAUCGAUGUCAAUGAGUUUGCGAGAUGGAUCGUCAAGAAACAGCUCAUCACUCGUGGCGAGAAAAUUACCUCCAACUUAACUCAGCAACAAGCUACCGUUGUUCGAGAUUCCGUAGCGAAAUUCAUAUACUCCAGCCUGUUUGAUUGGCUAGUGGACAAGAUCAACCGAGCUUUGGCUACAGAAGAAGUCAUGAGCCAGGUAAAAUCUUUCAUUGGUGUCUUGGAUAUCUACGGCUUUGAGCAUUUUGCGAAGAACUCUUUUGAACAAUUCUGCAUCAACUAUGCAAAUGAAAAGUUGCAACAGGAAUUCAACCAGCAUGUAUUCAAGUUGGAGCAGGAAGAGUAUGUCCGUGAACAGAUUGACUGGACAUUUAUUGAUUUCUCCGACAAUCAGCCCUGUAUCGACUUGAUCGAGGGUAAACUUGGUAUUCUGUCUCUGCUUGACGAGGAGUCUCGACUACCUAUGGGUUCUGAUGAACAAUUUGUCACCAAACUGCACCUCAAUUUUGCAGCGGACAAGCAAAAGUUCUAUAAAAAACCUCGAUUUGGCAAGUCAGCUUUUACCGUUUGCCACUACGCUGUCGACGUCACGUACGAAUCAGAGGGCUUUAUUGAAAAGAAUCGAGACACCGUGCCCGAUGAGCACAUGGAAGUGCUCAAGAAUUCCACUAAUCCCUUUGUAAAGGAAGUCCUAGAGGCUGCAUCUAGUGUCCGGGAAAAAGAUUCAGCAUCAGCUUCUACCAAACCUGCAACAGCUCCCGGCCGGCGAGUUGGUGUUGCGGUGAACCGGAAGCCUACGCUUGGAGGAAUAUUCAAAUCGUCGCUUAUUGAGCUCAUGAAGACAAUCAACUCGACAGAUGUCCACUAUAUUCGCUGCAUCAAACCAAAUGAAGCCAAAGAAGCUUGGAAAUUUGAGGGUCCCAUGGUUCUCAGUCAACUCCGAGCUUGCGGUGUCCUUGAAACUGUCCGAAUCAGCACGGCUGGUUAUCCUACACGAUGGACUUACGAAGAAUUCGCUCUCCGGUAUUACAUGCUCUGCCAUUCUUCCCAAUGGACAUCGGAGAUCAAAGAAAUGUGUUAUGCCAUUUUACGAAAGGCCCUUGGAGAUACUAGUCAUCAAAAGCAUGACAAGUACCAACUCGGUCUAACUAAGAUUUUCUUCCGGGCCGGUAUGCUUGCCUUUUUGGAAAAUCUGAGAACGUCCAGAUUGAAUGAAUGUGCUAUCAUGAUCCAGAAGAAUCUCAAGUGCAAAUACUACAGGCGAAGAUAUCUAGAGGCCCGAGAUUCCAUCGUGACCACCCAAUCGGUUAUCCGUGGCUUCUUAGCCAGGCAGCGUGCUGACGAGAUUCGCCAAAUCAAGGCAGCUACUACAAUCCAGAGGGUCUGGAAAGGCCAGAAGCAGCGAAAGGCAUACAACGAAAUCCGGAACAACAUCGUCCUCUUUGAAUCAAUUGCCAAGGGUUUCAUCCGUCGACGGAACAUCAUGGACACCAUUCUCGGCGAUGCAGCGAAAAAGAUACAACGUGCUUUCCGCUCUUGGGUGCAGCUGCGUGACUGGCGACAAUAUCGUCGAAAGGUUGUCAUUAUUCAAAAUCUAUGGAGAGGCAAGACUGCCCGUCGGCAGUACAAAAAGUUGCGUGAAGACGCACGCGACCUCAAGCAAAUAUCUUAUAAGCUUGAGAACAAGGUUGUCGAGUUGACGCAGUCUCUGGGCUCGUUAAAACGCGAGAACAAGACUCUCCUAGGCCAGCUUGAGAAUUAUGACAGUCAAUUGAAAUCAUGGCGAAGCCGCCACAAUGCGUUGGAGACACGGUCCAAGGAACUCCAGGCCGAAGCUAAUCAAGCUGGUAUCACCGCUGCUCGUUUGUCAGCUAUGGAAGAAGAUAUGACGAAGCUCCAGCAGAACCACACUGAGGCUCUUUCUACGAUUAAACGUCUGCAGGAGGAAGAGAGAACGUCCCGCGAGUCGAUUCGUGUUGCUGAUCUCGAGCUCCAAAAAUUGAGGGAGAUCAACUCUAUCCAUGAAGACGAAAAUUCUUCAUUGCGAAGUCAGUUGACCGAACUUCAAGAGCAAUUAGAGAUCGCAAAGAAGUCUGUACCUGUGAAUGGCGUUGCUGGCGAUAUGCAAAAUGGCACUGUUGUUCCAGCUCCGAUGAACGGUCUUAUCAACCUCGUAUCGUCCAAGAAGCCCAAGCCUAAACGCAGGAGUGCUGGGGCGGAGAGAAUUGAUAUCGAUCGCUUCAGUGGCGCAUACAACCCUCGACCCGUAUCCAUGGCUAUCCCCAGCUCUGCUAUGGUUCGCCAAGCAGUGUCAGGACCGAGCUACUCCCCUAGCUCGGACACUAUUGAGACCGAGCUAGAAAACCUACUGUCGGCAGAAGAGGAAAUGAAUGAAGAGGUCACCAUGGGUCUCAUUCGCAAUUUGAAGAUUCCCUUGCCUGGGGCUAGUCCUCCGCCCACCGAGAAAGAGGUCCUAUUUCCUUCUUACCUUAUUAAUCUCGUUACCUCUGAGAUGUGGAACAACGGAUUUGUCAAGGAGUCGGAACGAUUCCUGGCAAAUGUCAUGCAGUCCAUUCAGCAGGAAGUCAUGCAACAUGACGGUGAUGAAGCCGUCAACCCUGGGGCUUUCUGGCUUUCGAAUGUACAUGAGAUGCUCUCAUUCGUAUUCUUGGCAGAAGAUUGGUACGAGGCUCAGAAAACCGACAACUAUGAAUACGACCGCUUAUUGGAGAUUGUCAAACAUGAUCUCGAGAGUCUGGAAUUCAACAUUUACCACACGUGGAUGAAGGUUCUCAAGAAGAAGUUGUAUAAGAUGAUUGUGCCAGCUAUUAUCGAAUCUCAGUCUUUGCCUGGGUUUGUUACAAGUGAAACAAAUAGGUUCUUGGGCAAGCUUUUGCCUUCGAACAGUUCGCCAGCUUAUAGCAUGGAUAACCUUCUCAGUCUGCUCAACAACGUUUUCAAGGCAAUGAAGGCAUACUACCUGGAAGACAGUAUCAUCACGCAGACAAUAACCGAACUGCUGCGACUUGUCGGGGUGACAGCGUUCAACGAUCUGCUUAUGCGACGAAAUUUCCUCUCUUGGAAGCGAGGCCUUCAAAUCAACUACAACAUCACCCGCAUUGAGGAAUGGUGCAAGAGCCAUGAUAUGCCGGAAGGGACUCUCCAGCUUGAACAUUUGAUGCAAGCGACCAAGCUUCUUCAGCUUAAGAAAGCGACUCUGAAUGACAUUGAGAUUAUUCAAGAUAUUUGCUGGAUGCUCUCGCCCACCCAGAUUCAAAAGCUACUGAACCAGUACCUCGUUGCAGACUACGAGCAACCCAUCAACGGAGAAAUCAUGAAAGCUGUUGCAUCUCGUGUGACCGAGAAGAGCGACGUGCUUCUCCUCACAGCGGUGGACAUGGAGGACAGUGGGCCAUAUGAGAUUGCCGAACCGCGAGUGAUCACGGCUUUGGAAACCUACACACCUUCCUGGCUGCAAACACCUCGAUUGAAACGCCUAGCGGAGAUUGUCUCUGCUCAAGCAAUGGCCCAACAAGAGAGAGCCGACGGAGGAGAGAACGGUGCAAUGACGGAUGUUGAAGAGUAG
Molecule: messenger RNA, 4725 nt
Organism: Talaromyces atroroseus
Lineage: Eukaryota; Fungi; Ascomycota; Eurotiomycetes; Eurotiales; Trichocomaceae
Exons: 7
Coding region: 1-4725 (1574 amino acids)
Biological process (GO): vesicle transport along actin filament; actin filament organization
Cellular component (GO): cytoplasm; actin cytoskeleton; myosin complex
Molecular function (GO): microfilament motor activity; actin filament binding; ATP binding
Source: RefSeq, a predicted model, not a curated record